This is a messenger RNA of Microcebus murinus (gray mouse lemur), 3233 nucleotides long. It is a transcript of the gene TANGO2, whose product is annotated as transport and golgi organization 2 homolog. The record is from RefSeq and is a predicted model, not a curated record. Gene Ontology annotation, cellular component: Golgi apparatus. Gene Ontology annotation, biological process: Golgi organization; protein secretion. NCBI's taxonomy places the organism in Eukaryota, Metazoa, Chordata, Mammalia, Primates, Cheirogaleidae.
CAAAGCCCCCCUCGGCAACCAUGUGCAUCAUCUUCUUUAAGUUUGAUCCUCGCCCUGUUUCCAAAAAUGCAUACAGUUGCCAAGCUGGAACAUGAAACUCAGUUUUCUUACCUUAAAACCAGAGCUCUAAAAGUUUGGCAGUGUCUCGGAGGCUGAGGCGGGAGGAUCUCUUGAGGUCAGGAGUUUGAGACCAGCCUGAGCAAAAGCUCAUCCUGGCCGCCAACAGGGACGAGUUCUACAACAGACCCUCCAAGUCAGCCGACUUCUGGGGCAGCCACAACGAGAUCCUCAGCGGGCUCGACAUGGAAGAGGGCAAGGAAGGAGGCACGUGGCUGGGAAUCACCAUGCAUGGGAAGCUGGCAGCCCUCACCAACUACCUGCAGCCCCGGCUGGACCUCGAGGCCCGGGGGCGAGGUGAACUGGUGACCCACUUUCUGACCACUGGGGUGGACAGCUUGUCCUACUUGAAGAAGGUCUCUGCGGAGGGCCACCUGUACAACGGCUUCAACCUUGUCGCGGCUGACCUGAGCACGGCGAGGGGAGAUGUCAUUUGCUACUACGGAAACCGUGGGGAGCCGGAGCCCAUUGUCCUGACGCCAGGGGUCUACGGGCUCAGCAACGCGCUGCUGGACACGCCCUGGAGGAAGCUGUGCUUCGGGAAGAAGCUCUUCCAAGAGGCUGUGGCGCGGAGCCAGGCGCUGCCCAAGGAUGUACUGGUCGCCCAGCUCCUGGACGUGCUCAGCAACGAAGAGGCGCAGCUGCCAGACCCGGCCAUUGAGGACCAGGGCCAGGAGUACGUGCAGCCCAUACUGAACAAGUACGCGGCCGUGUGCGUGCGCUGCCCAGGCUACGGCACCAGAACCAACACCAUUAUCCUCGUGGACGCAGACGGCCAUGUGACCUUCACUGAGCGCAGCAUGCUGGACAAGGACCCCUCUCGCUGGGAGAUCAGCACGCAUGAGUUCACUCUGCAGAGCUAACCCCACCUCCGGGUGCAGCCAGCAGGCUCAUAGGAGCCCCUGCCUCAAGGGCCAGCUUGGAAGGGCAACUUCCCUGGCCACAUGGCACUGCCUGGGGCUCAGCCAGCGUCCCCCAGGAUCAGGGGCUCUGAUUUGUGUGUUUCCUGUCUUGUGUCCGCGUGCCCAGCUCAGGGUCCACCCUUAUGCCAAUGGCAGGCAGCAAAGUCUGACACCAGGUCUGGGAUGGGCCCAGGGGUGCCGUGAAUGCGUGAAUACACCUGGGCCUACCCCUCCCAUGUGCAAAGGCACACGCAUGCACACACACAAGGCACGUGCACACGUGCCUACACGUGCACAGGCAUGCACACAGGUUCAUGCAUAGGCACCACACAAAGGCAUGUGUGCACGCACAGUUGCACAGACGUGUACACGCACUUGACAUGCCAAGCAGGCGGGGAGUACCUUUUACCCGUCACGCACUUCUGGCCGGUGAGUCUUUGCUCUGCUCAAAUGACAUAAGUAGACUCUCAUUUAAAAGCGGCCCCCCUCCUGGGGAGCACAGGGCACGGGUGUGGUUUGAUUCCUAGCAACCGGCCCUGCUCCUGCAGAGGAGACCGGCCCCGUGUGGACACGGGCACAGGGAGGCUGAGGAAAGCCCACCCUCACAACAGAAACAGGCGUGGUGGUGGAGCCAGUGGUCCAGCUGUGCACUGCAUGAGCUCGUGUGUUUGGACAGUCCCGGCGUGCUGGGUGGUUCCGUGUGUGCUGGGGCUCUCGGGACCCUGCUGGCCCACUUGGGGGCCGUGGGUUCUGGUAGCCGUGUCAGCAAGUGGGCCCAGCCAGCCCUGCCCUCUUCCUCAGCGGGUCGGACUUCAGGGAAUCUGUCCUUGAACACGGCUGUUGAUAAUAAACCGCGGCUGUGGUGAGUGUGUGCGUCUCGAGGCCCUUACCUGUGUCCCAGGAGGUAGCAGGAGUGGCUGUGCACACGGAUGCCUGCACGAGGCUUUCUGCUUCCUCUGUUGCGAGAGAGCGCAUGCAUGUGGGACACGGCAGGUACCGGGCUUCACCAGGUGGCUGUGGGAGCCCCAUGGGGACCCUUGGAGGGAGACGCCUGGUGGCCUGUUCCCCAGACCAACUGUGGAGGCCCCAGGGAUAGCAACAGGGGCAGCAGGGCAGGCCGGAGGCUGGCCUCUCUCAGCCCUAGAAGCUCCUCGUGUGUCGGCACUCUGGAGCGUGCGUCCCUAGGCUGGGCCAAGCAUAAGGGGUUCCCUAUAUGCAACACUUUGCCCCAGGCUUUCCCUGCCUCUGCAACCCCUGCCAACUUGGCCUUCUGGGGUCAUGACUGCAGGGUGGGUGUGGACCUGCGAGAGGGCUUCCCAGCCUGGGAAGGGCAUGUGGCAGGUCUGCCUGCGGAGGAGCAGGGGCUUCCCUGCCCCAACCAUGCCACUGGGGCCUGAUCCCCUCCAUGGCUCAUUCUGAACUCAGAGCAGGGUUCCCAGUGGCAACCCAGCCCAUGCCUCCAAGGCCAAGGGGAAACGGAGGACCCAAGUCCCAUGUGUGUCUGGCUGAGUCAGGACGACAGGGUCCCAACUCAGGGCGCUGCCCCUCUUGCCAGCAUCGUCCUUGCCCCGUGUGCUGUGCCAGCACCUCCGGCCAGGUUCCCCGCCCUCAGGAAGUGCCUCCCUCAGUGUCCCCUCUGUCCCAGAGACCAGACCUGCCCAGGGAGAGCUCUCUAAGCCCUGUCACGGGUCCCUCUGCGGCAGCCUGCCCGGGGCUCCCCAGCAGCUUUGGCCCCUGCCCCCUCGGGGCAGCCCGAGGUCCCGUUGUUGUUAUGCAUCGAGGUGUGUGUGUCCACUGACAACAAUACGUUUGUGUCUUGCACCUGGCACCUCAGAGUGUGACUGUUUGGAGACAUGGUCUUUCCAGAGGGCACCAAGAUAGAAUGUGGCCACACGGUGGACUCAUCCAAGAUGAUAGGUGUCCGUAUAAAAAGAGGAAGAUUUGGACACAGGGACAGACACGCACAGUGAGACCAUGUGUAGAGACUGGAGUUCUGCUGCCUCCGCCAAGGCAGCACCAGAAGCCAGAGGGAGGCCUGAGCCUCUCCUGAGCCUCAGAGGGGCAGGGCCCUUCUGCCCCCUGAUCUCAGAUGUCCAGCCUCCAGAACUGGGACAGUGAAUGUCUGUCUGCGCUGUUCUGUUUUGGUGCUUUGUUACGGCAGCCUGAACAGAUGAAUGCGAUUGUGAUGUUUACCUUACAGGUUUGGGGAGACAG